AUGGGAGACUCAUUGGAGCAAUGGCGUGCUGCUAUCGGCACGUUUUCUCAUCCCAAAUCUUCUACCGAGAAUACUCGAAUCCACCCUUUAAAGAGAUCACCCAAACGGCCGAGUGUUCCAUCAGUGAACCACCCCAGGGUAAGGACCAACCCAGGGUUACGAGUGUUUCCCUUGCUGUUGGUUAUUGUAACCUUGCUGCUUGUCAUAGGAGGCGUUCAGCUGAACCCUGGACCUAAAGACACGAAACUUCCAUUUGAGAUUCUACUGAGUAGCGAGCACUCAAACUUAGACCACCCACUUGAUUCAGUAUUGGGGAGGCAUGGCUUGGGAAUCAUUGAGAACAGCGGAUUGGGAGAUUGUCUAUUUGAAGCUCUCAGCGAUCAAUUAAAACGCCUGACGUCUAUUGAAGUAAAUGCAAAUGACUUACGCAAAUCUCUGCUGGAAUGCAUUCAAGCGCAUCCCAUCUUGCCCAACGAUGAACAUGUUAUGACGCUUUUUGAUUCGGAAGCCAAUACAGAGUGGCAGGAAUAUGCUGCUAACAAUGAAUCAACCGAAGAUCUCCAUAUCAAACAGUUGUCCUGGUAUACAAAUGAGUAUAUGGUGAGACCGGGUGUGUGGGGGGACAAUCUUAUGUUGUAUGCCUUUACAAAACUGUACAAUAUAGAUGUCGCUAUAUAUACAGCUGGAACUGAUGAACCAUACACAAUGACAGCCGAUGACGAAUCUGGAGGUCAGCAAAGAAUGACAGCAAGACUUGGAUAUAUUCCACACUUGCACUUUAUAAGUCUCGUUGAUAGAACUGAUCGUGUGUACGCAUCAGAUGAAGAUUCGAUGAUGCAGAUGAGUGAUAAACGUCUAUUGGAGAUACAAUCUUUAGCAUUAGAUACGCCUGGAGAAAUAAAUGAGGUGUUAAGUCUGGUCAGAAAUAUAGCGAAGAUUCUGGACUUACCAACCCAGUUGUCCAUGGAAGAGCUUGAUGACAGAGUGCAACUGAUGCGUCAGAUUAUAGACGACUCGAUAAAGAAUAAACAUGAUGCCCCAGAUGGACUUAUUGAAAUAGUACUCAAAUUGGCAAGUCGUGAAGUAGAGAAGCUGAGUUUCGGCUACAAAGGAGCAUUAAAAAAAUACGGAGCCCAAGCUACUCGAGAUAAUCUCAACGAAAAGAAAGACGCUGCAAGUGAAUCACGUUAG
This is a messenger RNA of Owenia fusiformis, 1191 nucleotides long. NCBI's taxonomy places the organism in Eukaryota, Metazoa, Annelida, Polychaeta, Sabellida, Oweniidae. The record is from the annotation of a GenBank genome assembly.